AUGGCAAACAAGAUUGGCAACGGCCUCGCCAAGGUCCUCGGCAUCGACUUGCACUACCGCAACGAAACUGGCUCAGACCGAGUAACUCGGGGCGAGAGUGUCUUCACCGUCGGCUCAGCUCACACAUACGUCGAAGAAGAGCCAACUGCCGCUGAGUGGGUUCGCGAAGUUAUUCCCUCCGGUGCAGAAUUCGGCCAGUACAUCUCCAGCCUCUUCCCGUUCGUCCACUGGAUCGGCCGAUACAACCUACAAUGGUUCAUUGGAGAUCUCAUUGCUGGAAUUACCGUCGGAGCCGUCGUUGUCCCUCAGGGCAUGGCCUACGCCAAACUGGCUCAGCUCCCUGUUCAAUUCGGACUGUAUUCUUCGUUCAUGGGUGUACUCAUCUACUGGUUCUUCGCUACAUCUAAGGAUAUCACCAUCGGACCUGUCGCUGUACUGUCGACCGUCACCGGUAACGUCAUUCUGAAGGCCGAGGCCACAGGUGUCCACGCCUCUCGAGACGUGAUUGCGUCUUCAUUGGCUGUCAUCGCUGGCUCAAUUGUGCUCUUCCUCGGUCUCGCGCGUCUGGGCUGGAUUGUGGAAGUCAUCUCGCUUCCUGCGAUCUCGGCGUUCAUGACAGGUUCAGCUAUCAGCAUUGCUGCCGGGCAAGUACCUACUAUGAUGGGUAUCUCUGGCUUCUCAACCCGUGAAGCUACAUACAAGGUCAUCAUCAACACCCUCAAGCACCUCGGAACCACAAACCUCGAUGCUUCCUUCGGUCUUACAUCGCUUUUUGCCCUGUACUUUAUUCGUUGGCUGUGCGGCCGUCUUGCAAAGCGUUAUCCCAGCAAGGCGAAGCUGUUCUUCUUCAUCAACACCCUGCGGACGGUCUUCAUCAUCCUUCUCUACAUUCUGGUCAGCUAUCUUGUCAAUCGUAACCACAGGAAGAAGCCUCUGAUCAAGACACUUGGUCAUGUUCCGCGAGGAUUCCAGGACGCUCGUGUACCUCACAUCACCAUCGACAUCAUCAAGUCCUUCGCUUCGGAGCUUCCGUCGACUGUCAUCGUUCUCCUUAUCGAGCACAUUUCGAUUUCCAAGUCAUUCGGUCGUGUCAACAACUACACCAUCAACCCUUCGCAGGAGCUGGUCGCCAUUGGUGUCAGCAACUGUCUCGGUCCGUUCCUUGGUGCUUACCCUGCCACUGGCUCUUUCUCCCGUACCGCCAUCAAAUCCAAGGCUGGUGUGCGUACUCCAUUCGCUGGUGUCAUCACUGCUGUUGUGGUUUUGCUCGCCAUCUAUGCCCUCCCAGCUAUGUUCUGGUACAUACCUAAUGCCACGUUGGCUGCCGUCAUCAUCCACGCUGUGGGUGACUUGAUCCUGCCACCCAAUACCGUUUACCAAUUCUGGAGAAUUUCGCCCAUCGAAGUCCCAAUUUUCUUUGCUGGUGUAUUUGUAACAGUCUUCUCCAGUAUCGAGAACGGUAUCUACACCACUGUCUGUAUCUCCUUCGCGCUAUGGGCUUUCCGUGCCUUCAAGGCCAGGGGACGCUUCCUCGGUCGUGCGAAGAUCCACUCUGUCGUGGGAGACCACCUUCUCGACCCGACAGAAGACACCAAGCCGGACCAGAAAAAGAGCCCUACCGAACCUGAGCAUUCUGUUCGCAGUAUUUUUUUGCCCAUCGACCAUCACGAUGGCUCCAACCCGCAGAUUCAGCUCGAGGAUCCCUACCCAGGUAUCUUCCUCUACAGAUUCAGCGAAGGUUUCAACUACCCCAAUGCCAACCACUACCUCGAUGACCUUGUAGAGACCAUCUUCAAGAAGACACGUCGCACAAAUCCUACCACUUACGCACGCCUUGGCGACCGACCGUGGAAUGACCCCGGCCCACGCCGCGGGAAGCAGCAAGAAGAGAGCGACGAACGCCCAACGCUCAAGGCCAUCAUUCUUGACUUCUCUUCCGUCAACAACGUCGAUCUCACAUCCAUCCAGAACCUGAUCGACGUGCGCAACCAGCUCGACAAGUACGCCGCCCCAGACACGGUGGACUGGCAUUUCUGCAACAUCAACAACCGCUGGACCAAACGCGCCCUCGCCGCCGGCGGCUUCGGAUACUACACCCCCGAGCCCGACGCGAGCGGCGUCCACCGCUGGAAACCUGUCUUCUCCGUCGCCGAGAUCGGCGGCUCGCAAUCUGCCGCGGCUGCUGCUGAAGCCGCGGAGAACCGCCACGCAAAGCGCAAUCUUUCGCAGGUGCGCAGCCACGACAUCGAAGAGGCACACGAGAGCGAGUCGAGUGACGCUGGCUCGCUGAACAAGCAGCUUGAGUUCAGCAAGGCGUAUGGCGGCAUCGAGGGCGAUACCACGGGCGUGACUGCUGGCAGAAUCGCGGUUGUGCAGGGUUUGAACAGGCCGCUGUUCCAUGUCGAUGUUACUGCGGCGCUGAACAGCGCGUUGGCGAAUGCGCAGAGGAAGAGUCAUUAG
This is a messenger RNA of Ascochyta rabiei, 2460 nucleotides long. RefSeq lists its product as uncharacterized. The transcript has 2 exons. Gene Ontology annotation, cellular component: membrane. The record is from RefSeq and is a predicted model, not a curated record. Bases 1 to 2460 code for a protein of 819 amino acids. Gene Ontology annotation, molecular function: secondary active sulfate transmembrane transporter activity. NCBI's taxonomy places the organism in Eukaryota, Fungi, Ascomycota, Dothideomycetes, Pleosporales, Didymellaceae. Gene Ontology annotation, biological process: transmembrane transport.